Triticum turgidum subsp. durum (durum wheat) is the source of this 1254-nucleotide messenger RNA. Lineage: Eukaryota; Viridiplantae; Streptophyta; Magnoliopsida; Poales; Poaceae. The record is from the annotation of a GenBank genome assembly.
AUGGUAGUUUUCUCAACAAAUUAUUUAUGUAUAUGUGAUUUUUAUCUUGUACAUGCAGUGCCAAAACCGUGCUGCUUAGUUGGGUGCAUGACAAUGGAGAUUGACAGUUUAAGAGAGGCAUUUGACCGAGUUGUUGAAAAGCGUGUGUUGUCUUCUGCUAAAGUUCAGGAAGCUAUUGGUCAGAUAGUGAAUGAAGUUGAGCAGGCAAUAUCGAAGAUGCAGAUGAUGAAUACAGAUACCAUGGACAGUUGUGACCACUCAUCCAUCCUUGCAGAACUGAAGGCCAAGCUAAACGAAAUGGUGCCAUUGAUCCAACUUGAAGGAUGUCAAAAGGAAUUGAAUGUUGCCCUGAGCAAAUAUCUCAAGCUCCUAGAGAAGUCUUUUAGUCCAGAUAUAGCGAAGGCAUAUAGAAAUGUGGAUUAUGAUGCCUGCACAGUAAACAACAUAAUAACGAAUCAUUUCUACCGCCAGGGCCUCUUUGAUCUUGGAGACUCCUUUGUCAAUGAGUGUGGUGAAUCAGAUGAGACUCACCUGAAAUUUUCAUUUCAGGAGAUGUAUGGAAUACUUGAAGCGAUGCAAGCAAGAAACCUUGAGCCUGCGCUCAGUUGGGCUGCUAAGAACCAUGAUCACUUGUUGCAGAAUAGCUCAAUGCUUGAGAUGAAGCUCCAUUCUCUUCAGUUUAUUGAGAUACUUACUAAAAGAAGUAGAGAUGAUGCUUUACAAUAUGCAAGGACUCACUUUGUGCCUUUUGCCUCCUUGCACACGGCUGAGAUCCAGAAGCUAAUGGCUUGCCUUAUCUGGGCUGACCGGCUUGAUCAGUCCCCAUAUGCCGAGUUUGUGUCGUCGACGCACUGGGAGAAGCUAGCUGAGGAGCUAAUCCAUCAGUUCUGCAGCCUCCUAGGACAGUCUAGGGAGAGCCCACUUGGUGUAGCCAUAUCAGCUGGUUUUCAAGGACUACCAACCUUAUUGAAGCUAAGCACGGUAAUGGCUGCCAAAAAGCAGGAGUGGCAGACCAUGAAGCAGCUUCCGGUCCCCAUAGACAUCGGACCAGAGUUCCAGUACCACUCUGUUUUCGUAUGCCCGGUGCUCAGAGAGCAGUCGAGUGAGGAUAACCCUCCGAUGCUGAUGCCCUGUGGACAUGCUGUAUCAAAGCAGUCGAUCAUGAAGCUAUCAAAGAGCAGCUCCAGGCCUUUCAAGUGCCCCUACUGCCCCUUGGAGGCGGUGGCUUCGCAGUGCAAGCAGCUUCAGUUUUAA